This is a messenger RNA of Hordeum vulgare subsp. vulgare (domesticated barley), 1099 nucleotides long. RefSeq names its product glycine-rich protein 23-like. The transcript has a single exon. The record is from RefSeq and is a predicted model, not a curated record. NCBI's taxonomy places the organism in Eukaryota, Viridiplantae, Streptophyta, Magnoliopsida, Poales, Poaceae. Bases 86 to 784 code for a protein of 232 amino acids.
GCCAAGACUAGAUAGCCAGACUCACACACUCGCAGUAGCUAGCAUAGCUAGGUGCUUGACCUAGCUACAACCUCCCGUGGCCAAUAUGGCGUCCAAGGUGUCGGCUUCAUGUGGCCUCUUCCUUGCCCUUAACCUCCUCUUGUUUGCAGUGACCAGUGCCUGCCCAAGCUGCGGCGACUCGGGCAACAAUGGUGGCCACGGGAGCAGAGGCGGUGGGAGAGGUGGUGGCGGUGGAAGUGGCAGCGGCGGCGGAGGGCAUGGAGGCGGGGGCGGCGGAGGCCAAGGCGGCGGCAGCGGAGGAUAUGGAGGCGGAAGCGGAGGGGGUGGAGGAAGUAGCGGUGGCGGGAUCAUUGGCGGCGGUCCUGGCGGUGGGAUCAUCGGCGGCGGUCCAGGCGGUGGCAUCAUCGGCGGAGGCCCUGGUGGCGGGAUCAUCGGCGGCGGGAGCGGUGGUGGUGGCAGUGGCGGCGGCGGCGGUGGCGGGUAUGGAGGAGGAGGCGGCGGCGGGACGAGCGGGUGGUAUGGCAAGUGCCCGACCGACGCGCUGAAGCUGCACGUGUGCGCCAAUGUGCUGGAUCUGAUCAAGGCGAAGGUGGGCGUGCCUCCGUUGAAUGACCGGUGCUGCCCGCUGCUCAACGGGCUCGUCGACCUGGACGCCGCGAUCUGCCUCUGCACCGCCAUCAAGGCCGACGUGCUAGGCAUCCACAUCAACCUCCCCAUCCACCUCAGCCUCAUCCUCAACUUCUGCGGCAAGGGCGUCCCGACCGGCUUCAUGUGCCCGACCUAAUCCCAGUGAUAGCAUUGAGUUCGUCGUAUGAUCUCCCACAAAGAAAAGGGGAUGCGAGAGGUCACGUCCAUGCAUGCAUGCAUGAUUUCGACGAAGUGCAUGCAUACGUUCAAUUAUUUGCUUUGCUUUAGUUGUUUUGUAUUGUUUCGCAAACGUUUGAGUCGUAGCUUGUGCUAGUGGCCAUUGCAUUUUACUUUGCGAUGGAAUGUGUCCGCUUGUUGUUGGUGUUGUUAUUGUGACAAAUUAUCUUUUCCUAAUUAUUGAAUUUUGAAAGAUGCAUAUCAUCUAAUGGAUUGAUUUAGUAUUUCCAUGAUA